Guillardia theta CCMP2712 is the source of this 2751-nucleotide messenger RNA. RefSeq lists its product as hypothetical. The record is from RefSeq and is a predicted model, not a curated record. The annotation marks the transcript as partial. Gene Ontology annotation, molecular function: metalloendopeptidase activity; metal ion binding. Gene Ontology annotation, biological process: peptide catabolic process. The transcript has 5 exons. Lineage: Eukaryota; Cryptophyceae; Pyrenomonadales; Geminigeraceae. Gene Ontology annotation, cellular component: cytosol; mitochondrion.
UCUCCUUCAGACGCUCGGGACUACCGCUUCUUCAUCCUGCCCAACGGGCUCAAGGUCUUGACCGUCUCUGACCCGACGGCGGACCGAGCAGCGGCGUCCAUGGACGUGUCGGUGGGAUCGUUCUCCGACCCCGAGGCCUUCCCAGGACUUGCUCACUUCCUCGAGCACAUGCUCUUCAUGGGAUCCAAGAAGUACCCGGACGAGAACCAGUACAGCUCGUUCCUCUCCCAGCACGGCGGCUCCUCCAACGCGUACACAGCAGCGGAGAGUACCAACUAUCACUUCGACAUUGUCCCCCAGCACUUUGAGAAGGCCCUGGACAUCUUUGCGCAGUUCUUCAUCAGCCCGCUCUUCCGCGAGGACAGCACGGAGCGAGAGGUGCUGGCAGUUGAGAACGAGCAUGUCAAGAACCUCCAGUCGGACGGGUGGCGGGCGCAGCAGCUUCGGAAGAGCCUGUCCAACCCGAAGCAUCCCAACUUCAAGUUCGGCACGGGCAACUUCAACACUCUCUGCAACAGCACCAAGACUGGGUGCCACAAGACCCGCGAAGCUCUCCGUCGCUUCUACAUCAAGCACUACUCCGCUAGCCGCAUGUGCCUCGCAAUUCUCUCCAGCAAACCCCAAGCUGAGCUGCAAGCGCUCGUCCGCCGGCUCUUUGUGGGGGUCCCCAACUACGGUCACUCUCCGCCUCCCACCUGGGACGUUCCCAUCAGGCCGCCUUCAGCUGGGGUCCGCAUGGUCCAGUACGUGCCGAUCCGAGAGCAGCGGCACCUGAGUGUGCUGUGGGAGCUUCCUCCGCUGUACAAGUCUUUCCACAAGAAGGCUGGCUCCUACGUCUCUCACCUGCUCGGGCACGAGGCCAAGGGCUCGCUGGCGGCGCUGCUGAAGAAGAGAGGGCUGAUUGAGAGCCUCUCGGCUGGCGCCAGCACCGAUCAGAGGUACGGAGCAUCCUUUGAGAUCUCCGUCAGCUUGACAACAAGCGGGUUUUCAAGGCGCAACGAGGUAUGCGCUCCUCCUCCACCACCACCACCACCUCCUCCUCCUCCUCCUCCUCCUCCUCCUCCAUCCUCCUCCUCCUCCUCCUCCUCCUCCUCUUUCUCCUUAUUGGCUCUUGGCUUCUGCUCUAGGCUCCGCUGCUCUUGCCUCUGCUCAUCCCUGUACGUCAUCGCUCUUGCCUCCAACCUCCAGCUCUACCCUCCCAAGUUCGCCAUCAGCGCCCCAUAUACCUACGGCCAGUUCGACCCCCAGCUGAUCGACUGGUUGCUGAACAAGCUGCGGCCCGAGCACGCUGACAUCUUUAUCUCUGGCCCGGAGUUUGCGGGGGAGGCGAAGGAGCGGGAGGCGAUCUACGGCACGAGAUACGCCAUGAAGGCCGUCGGUGCUGAGGAGCUCAACAAGUGGAACAGCGGGGUCAUCGACGGCAAACUCCGCAUCGUCUCUCCGAACCGAUUCAUCCCGACAAACUUUUCCAUGGUUCCCUUCGAAGGAGCAGCAGCAGCAGCAGCGAGGAACUCCUCCUCCCCGAUCAAGCUGGUGAGUCAGCAGGGAGCUCGCCUGUGGUGGAAGCAGGAUGUCGAGUUUCCAGAGAAGAACUGGAAGGCCCAGCCCAAAGUCAACAUCCUCUUCCUCCUCCUCACCCCCCACGCAGACUCCUCAGCCCGCUCCUCGCUCCUCUCCUCCCUCUUCUGCAUGGUCUUCACCGAUGCCAUGGUCGAGACUACCUACGAUUCAGCUGUUGCCGGACUCUCUUGGAGCGUCCAGCCCUCCUCUGACGGCCUCAAGCUCUCCUUCUCCGGCUACUCCGACAAGAUCCUCCUCCUCCUCCAGCAGGUCUGCGGGCAGCUCGUCCGCUGCUUGAAGUCCAAAGUGGGCUGCAGCUGGACUCAUCCUGGGCGAUUCGAGACCAUGAAGGACGAGCUGAGAAGGGUUCUGACGAACUCGAAAAAGGGGUCCCCCUACUCCAAGGCUCUAGAGCACCUCUCCCUCCUCCUGCUGAAGCGCGGCUGGACGGUUGACCGCCUGCUCUAUGAGCUCUCCCUCCCCUCCGUCACCCUCGAGGCUGUGGUCGAGCAUGUUCAGCUCCUCCUCUCCCGCGUCUUCGUCGAGGGCUUCGUGCACGGCAACGCUGCCUCCUCCUCGGCCAAGAGCUUCCUUCAGCAGCUCCUCCUCUCCCUCGACGCCUCCCCCCUCUCCGAGGACGAGCGGGACCUUCAGCAGGUAGUCCAGCUGAAAGGAGGGUACGUGUUCCCGAUGUCCCACACCAACCCCGAGGAUCUCAACCAUGCUCUCGAGCUCUACUAUCAGAUUCCCCAGCAGGGCAUCGAGCAGGACGUGCGAGCGGCGCUGCUGGGGACGAUGAUCUCGGAGCCUUGCUUCAACCAGCUGAGAACCAAGGAGCAACUAGGGUACAUUGUGGCAUGCAAGAUGAGACCUUUGUGGGGUUCCCUUCCUCCUCCUGUCGACGGGAUCAGCGUCAUAAUCCAGAGCUCCCUCAAGGACCCCGCAGCUCUCGAUCGAUCUGCUAGACGGUUCAUCCGCUCCUUCCUCACGAACCUCACCACCAUGUCGGAGCACACCUUCACCAACCACAAGUCAGCGCUCAUGGCAGAGAUCCAGGAAAAGGAGACGAGCAUGUCACAAGAGACUUCGCGGCUAUGGCGGGAAAUCAGCCUCAGGAGGUACGACUGGGACAGGAAGCAACGUCUCCUCCUCUCCCUCUCCCCCGUCUCUCUCUCCGACAUGCGCAGCUUC